UGGGCAGAGGCUGAAACUGAGUCAUGUGUGCAUAUUUGGAUACGUCACACCCUCUUGCUGUAGUAGACAAAGAACAAACUAGCUCCUUGCCAUAAAUCUCAUGCCUACAGGAUGCUUCGGGAGAACAGAUCAAUUGUGACUUAGUUCCUUACAGAGGGAAAAAAUCCCCUCCCAACACCACUGAGAUGAACUAAAACUGUGUUGCCUUUUUUUGGUAUCUGGAUUUAGCAAACUACAAUGAAGAUUCUCGUUUUCACUGGACUGCUCUCUCUAACAUCAACUCUUACAACAGAGUCUUCACUGAAUGAUUCUGCAAUUAAAACCGUGUCUCUUAUCAAGACUUUCCGUGGAAUUUCACCAAGAGACUAUGAUUACAUCCCACCUCAUGCUAUAGAAGGGGAGACAAAGACAAUCCAUAUCAAGGAAAACAAAAGUUCUUUGAAAAAGUAUAAUGACUCCACUUUAACAGAAGUGAACAACACCACAUUGGAAUACCUGACUAGUUCUCUGAGCACUAAGCUAAUACCCACUGUCUACCUCGGUGCUGUUUUACUGGGUGUACCAUCUAAUGCCAUCAUUUUGUGGAUGCUGCUUUUCAGAAUCCGGUCUGUGUGCACUGCCAUCCUCUACACAAACUUGGCUGUUUCAGAUUUGCUCUUCUGCAUCAUGCUGCCAUUCAAAAUAGCAUACCAUAUCAACAAGAACAACUGGAUUUUUGGAGAAAUUAUGUGUCGAACUACAACUGUGGUAUUUUAUGGCAACAUGUACUGCUCCAUUCUGCUGCUCACAUGCAUUAGUGUCAGUCGCUAUGUGGCCAUCGUUCACCCUUUCACCUACAAGAGCCUGCCAAAACGCACCUAUGCCAUUGCCGUCUGUGCCACUGUGUGGACCAUCGUCUUUUUGUACAUGCUCCCACUCUGCAUAAUGCAGCAAACCUAUUAUGUGAAACAACUGGGCAUUUACACCUGCCAUGAUGUGCACCGUGCCUGCGAAACUGUAUCUUCCUUCCAGUUCUACUACUAUGUUUCUUUAGCUAUCUUUGGAUUCUUAAUGCCUCUUGCAAUCAUCAUUUUCUGCUAUAUUUCGAUUAUACGAACACUAAAGACUCACGAGUGGUUCUGGUAUGUGAAAGUCAGUCUUUUGAUCCUUACCAUCUUCGCUAUUUGCUUUGUACCAAGCAAUAUUAUUCUUAUUAUCCAUCAUAUCAACUAUUACUACUACAACACAGAUAAUUUGUAUUCUUUUUAUCUAAUAGCUUUAUGCCUUAGCAGUUUGAACAGCUGUCUUGAUCCUUUCCUUUAUUUUUUAAUGUCAAAAAUACGAAGUCAAUCCAAUAUAUACCUAACAAUGGUUAAAAUAACCAGGGAAAUGUGAAUUUUAUUCUAUAUUUAUGUUAUUGGAAUUACGAUUUUGAAUAGUACUAACCCAGGUAGCGAUAAACCUCAGAUUUGACAAUUAAACCUUAAAAAAGAAUUCUAAGAUUGUUAAAUCAUGAUCUCAGUGAAAUUUAUUUCUUCCAAACCCCACACAAGAGGCAUCCUCAAGUAUAUUUCUCUAUAAUUAUGCUGUGUGUGCUACGAUGUCAGGUGAAUCUACCUAGAUUCAGGGAAGCAGCUGAGAACUUCCUUCUGAGAAUAUCAAAUUCAUGGUCACAGAGAAGACACUAUAAUAUCAGUUACCACUGAACAAGAGAGGAAUCCACAUCAGUUACCACAGAACAAGAGAAGAAUCUAUCCAGCACUUUUAAGGCCCAUUCCUGACUUGAAAACAUUUUAUAUGUUGUUUGUGACCACAUUCACUGCGGGACUAAUGUGAAUGUGAGGUUUUGAUACAGUGGGAAUGAGAACAAGUGGAAGCACUAGCUGUUCAUGAGCUACAGAGCAUUGGAGAGGCAUUAUGGCACACAGCUAAGAGCAGAUUCUGCCCUAGAUAUCAGAAUUAAAGAGUUGCAAUCCCAUUAGGUUGGAAGUGCAGCAAAAUCUACAGCCUUAAAAGCAGAACUUGACAUGCUUCCAAGGAAGCAUCUCCUCUGAGGCUGCUUAACCAGCUUUGGUCUGGAGACUUGUUCUUCCACUGUGUCAGCACCCAUGCUCCUACAACCCGCAAGGACUGCUGAAAGCUAACCCUUAUCACUGUGAAUCCAGGCAUGCUUUAUUCUUGCUUGGUAAGCAAAAAAGGAAAACUAUUUUGUAGUAUCCUCUAUAUUUCCACAUCCUCACAGGAAACAAUUAGUGUUAGAAGAACUGAAGCAAGCUGUGAUUAAUUGUCCAUGCUAGUAAAGUAAAUGGUUAUCUUUACAUUUAUAGAAGCUCAAGACCUACAAAUGCAGAGUAUAAGAUCCUACAAAAUAAGCUCAGUGGUUGGUGGACACCUAUAACUAACUGUGUAAAACAAAUAAAAAGUACUUGAUGUA
Messenger RNA from Meleagris gallopavo (turkey), 2413 nucleotides. It is a transcript of the gene F2RL2, whose product is annotated as coagulation factor II thrombin receptor like 2. Gene Ontology annotation, biological process: thrombin-activated receptor signaling pathway; blood coagulation; phospholipase C-activating G protein-coupled receptor signaling pathway. Gene Ontology annotation, cellular component: plasma membrane. Gene Ontology annotation, molecular function: thrombin-activated receptor activity. Lineage: Eukaryota; Metazoa; Chordata; Aves; Galliformes; Phasianidae. The record is from RefSeq and is a predicted model, not a curated record.